UUGGGGGGCGGGCGCGGGGCGGAGGAGGUGGAAGCCGCGAGGCCGCGGAGGUACCGUCCCUGAGGGCGUGCGGGCACGGCCGGCGUGCGGCGGGCGGGCCGCGGGCCGGGCAUGGAGCGGUGGGUCGGGGCCGCCGCGGGCUGGGAUUCGCUGUGGGGAGCCGGCUGGGGCCGAUGGCCGUGCUGGGAGCUCCUGGCCGCCUGCGCCGUCAUCGGCGCCGUGGGCUGGCUGCUGCGGCUGCGGGACAGGAGGCCGGGCGGCCGGCGGGCGGCGGCGGCGGCCGCCAUCUCCUCCCCGACCCCCAUCGCGACCCCGGCUCCCCACUCGGCCCCGGCGCCGCUCGCCGCGGGGAGCCAGCGCUGCAGCGGGAGCCGCCCAGGUGGAAUAACAAUGGAUACAAUAUUAUCCCGAUUAAAGAAGCUCAGCCACGAUGAGCUUCGAGAAGAGAUCGUGAGAGCAGGACUUAAAUGUGGCCCCAUUACUGCAACUACAAGGUUUAUUUUUGAAAAGAAAUUGGCUCAGGCACUGUUGGAGCAGCAAGGAGCACUGGAGGAGGAAGGGUCUGCUCUGUCAGAGGAGGCUGCUGGGAAUGUCCCAGUGAAUCACAACGGCCAUGGAAGUGCUUCUGAGGAGGUAGACUUUGGGUACUGUGUGGGUCUGAACCCUCCAGAAGAAGAUGCUGUGACACACAUGAACUGUUCAGCUCCAGCCUGUGGUGCUGAUUCACAAAUCACUGCUCAGACACCGUCCAGAGAUCCUCCACUAUUCUACGGUGUUUGCCCAGUUUAUGACGACAUAUUGGCCAGGAAUGAGAGAAUACAUGUUUAUGAAGAUAGGAAGCAAGCUCUCCAGGCUGUUAAGAUGAUUAAGGGUUCCCGUUUUAAAGCUUUUACAAACAGAGAGGAUGCUGAGAAAUUUGCUAAAGGAAUCUGUGAUUAUUUCCCAUCUCCAGAUGGUUUGUGCUCCCCUGAGAGCGACACUGCGAAUAAGGAGAGAGCCAACAGCUACAAAAGUCCACGGACUCAAGAUCUCACAGCUAAGCUUCGGAAAGCUGUGGAGAAAGGAGACACAGCAACGUUUUCAGACCUUAUUUGGAGUAACCCUCGUUACCUGAUCGGGUCAGGAGACAACCCAACGAUUGUACAGGAAGGGUGUAGGUACAAUGUCAUGCAUGUUGCUGCCAAGGAGAAUCAGCCUGCUAUCUGCCAGUUAUUGCUGGACACUCUGGAAAAUCCAGAAUUUAUGCGGCUGAUGUACCCAGAUGAUAACGAUGUCAUGUUGAAGAAACGCAUCCAAUAUAUUGUUGACCUUUACCUGAACACUCCAGAUAAAAUGUGGUUUGAUACUCCGUUGCAUUUUGCUUGCAAGUUUGGGAAUGUGGAUGUGGUUAACGUGCUUACCUCGCACCCAGCCAUUGUAAAAAAUCCAAGAAACAAAUACGAUCAAACUCCAGCAGAGGUAGUUUGUGAAAGAAGCAAGAACAAAUCUGCUGAAUUGAAAGAAAAGAUAAGAGAGUACUUGAAAGGUCGCUAUUAUGUCCCACUCCUGAGGGCAGAGGACAAUUCCUCAGCUCCGGUCAUUGGGGCACCGUGGUCGCCCGACCAGACGGACGACGGCCCCCAGAGAACUUGGCCUAAAUACCCUGGCAGCCCCAAAGACCCAGUGCUGUCCAUCAGGGCUUUUGCAGGCCCCAUGAGCCCCUCAAAGGCUGAAGAAUUUCGCCGGCUGUGGAAGACUCCACCUCGAGAGAGAGCUGGCUUCUUUCACAAUGUCAGGAAAUCUGAUCUGGAGAGAGGUGUUGAAAGAGUUGGAAGGGAGUUAGCUCAUGAACUGGGGUUCCCGUGGGUUGAAUACUGGGAAUUUCUGGGCUGUUUUGUUGAUCUGUCUUCCCAGGAGGGGCUGCGAAAGUUAGAAGAGUACCUGAGUCAUCGUGAAAUGAGCGAAAAGGCUCAGCCAGAAACAGGGGAAAAUGAAACCUGCAAUAGAUAUAAAACUCCACAUCCCUCUGGCAAAAGCAAAAAGUCCUGCAAUUCCAUUUCUGUUGGAGCAUUUUUGGAUGAGGAUGAUGAUGACAUGAGCUUAGAAGAAAUUAAAAACAGACAAAAUGCAGCACGAAAUAUCAGCCCCUCUCUGGUGUCCAAGGAGCCCAGCAUUGAUGCCAUUGGAGAUGCUGAGUGUGAUAUCCUGUCCAUGGAGUGUGCAGGAAACAUCAUAGAGACCUCAGCUCACCCUCGGCACUAUGAGAAGGGGGCUGCUGCCAGCAAAAACGGCUUUUGCAGUCCUGUGUCCAGUAAAAGGAUCAUCAGUGACAGAAGGCAGCUGCAUGAUGGGUCAGAAUGCCUCGUGUCACCUGUUUCCAAUUUGAUGUCAGAAUUUGAAAGCAUGUCAUUCCAAGAACAAGAGGUUGCAGGAGUAUCUCAUAAAAUCACUGAAAAAACUGAGAAUGAGGGUGUUCUGGACAAGACCUACUCUGCAGUGUCGCUGGCAAGUUCUUCUGAGCCAAGUGUUACAGGAAAACAUGGAGAGACCAAGUUAAGGACAGACCACAAAAUACCAUUAGAAAAGGAAAGAGUGUCCAGAGAACCUGGAAUUCAGACUAGGGAGCCACAGCAACGUCAAGAACUUUCUUCCCAGAAGUUUCUUUCGAAGACUUCACCCACAAAUGACAAUUUAAAGUUAUUCCUUCUUGGGGAGCAGCCCUCGAAGCUGGAUGGUGAUGUCUUAGCAGCUUUAGAAGGAGCAGAGAUUGAUCCCCAGAAAUUCCCAAUGAUUUACAAAUGGAAACACGCAGUGCAAUCCUACUCCUCAUCUGACAGGCAAAGUUGGCCGAGUCCAGCUUUGAAGGCAAGAUUCCAGUCCCAGUCCAUGGCUGCUGGCCUUCCAAAUGCUUCGGUGUACCCCAGUUCAGGAAGAAGCAGUCCCAUACCAGGAAGUCCGGGGAAGCACGGCGGCGCUGCCUCCUUCCCUCCGGAGCCCGGGAGCCCUGGGCGCUACAGCCCCGCCUGCGUCCUGCGCUAUUUUGCAGAGCCUCCUGCCCACUAGAAUGCAGCUCCUCAUGCUGGGACUUCAGUUCUGUUCUCAUUGUUAGAGUGGAGGAAAAACUACAAUGUUACUAAGGUGACAUGAGGUUUGUACUCAGCUAUUUAUUUUUCCUCAAUUGAGGACAACUGUAUGUUUAAACAAUGGAGUAUAUGUCUUAAUGCCACAUACGAGGUAGAUUGUUACUGGUGAUAAGCAAGAAGUUUGGAGUGCAGUUGUCCAGUAGCUGAAUUAACCCUUGUUGCCAGUACCACGGUGGGCUGAACUGUCCUUAGCAGUGGUGGUAAUUGCUGUCACUACUUAUCCUCAUUGUAAUGAACACACAGCCCUCAACUGCCUUUCUUGACCUUGGAUAGUCGAGGAAAUGCAUCAUCAGCAAACAGAAUGUGGGAGAGGAGAUUGAUGGCAGAAAGUGAAACAUUCUCCUGCUUUGCAGGGGGAAAAGCCUAAAACAUGCCUGGGAAUGCGAGGAAAGCUUUGCAGUGUGGAGCAGCCAGCUGGGCUGGGCAGUUCAUACCCACAGCCACCGUCACCUGUCUGUCCAUGUGUGUGCACAGAUUUGCACAGAGACCCUCGAGUCUCUGCUUGUUCUGAGGCUGUUACAGACACUGAGAUCUACCGAGUGCUUUAGAAACAGGGCACUGUAGAAACUAUUGGGAUUCCUUUAGUGGUAGUGGGAAGAUUUAAGGAAAAGAAAAGCUUAAAAAUUAGCUGGUUAUUUUUUUCCCCAGAGAAGCUGUUAACACUAGCAGAUUUGACUAGUUACUACACAAAAGCACAUCAGCAAUAAUCUCAGCAAAUUUACCAGCAAGACACUUUAUCGUAAUGGUCUGGUUUGUAAUAUAUUAGCAUGGUAGCCAGUGGCCCAGGAGGUGGCUAUUUCCCAGCUGUAAAGAGAGAGGACUAAGGACAAAAUAUUUUUAUGAAAUCUGAGCUUUUACUGUGUCUCUAGUGUUGAUGUGGUAAUGAGUUUUUGUAACAGCAGUCAAUAAUUUUAUUCUGCAGCCUUCUGUGAGAAUGACUUGUUUUGACAGUGUGAUGCUGAGAAUAAGAAAGCUUUUCAAAACUCCAGAGAGUUUUCCAUAUCAAGCCUAGUGCUUGUAAUGUUGCAUGAAAGGCUUCCAGAAACAGCUCUCUAGGUUAAAAAAAAAGAAAAAAAAAAAGAAGAAAGACCUAUCCACUGUUACAAGAUAAAUCUGAUCAGAAAGGAAGUUCUGCAGGACUGUGCUGGGGAGAAGGGAUGGAUUAGGAUGGGCUGGUGCCACACAGUCAGUGAGAGCUCAGAGCCAUCUGGCAGGGCUGGAAGAGAAGGGCACCGAGUUGAGCAAACACCGGUGGGAGGCAGGAGGGUCCCACCCCUUGGGGGCCAUUCCAGAGCCCGGGGCUCUCACAGGGCAGUGACUGUUCUACACAAACUGUGCACCCUCACAGGUUCGUGAUUGGUACAAACCUAAACACUGCACUUAAUGCUUUUGCAAGCUCAGUAGUGCCUUUUGUAAUAUAUUUUUUAAUUAAAUUUUUUGUUCUUUUGGAAGUUUUUUUUAAAAAAAAGUGGCAUCCACUUACUAUGGGCAGAUAAAAUACAGUUUUUCUCUGGGCUUUCUGAACAGGAUGUCUUUUAAUGUCUCUUAAGUUGGAUUAUUUGGUGCGAUAGCUCUCCAUGGGAGGAGAGACUCCUCUUUUAGAAAUUAUUCUUAAAAAAAAAAAAAAGGCUUAUUUUGCUCUUUGUUAAAAUUGAACCUAGUUCUAUGGAGCUGGUCAUUAGGAAGAGCUACUUUACAUAAAUGCCUCUCAUUCAAUCAUAUUCCAGACAAGUACCAGGGGCCUGGGGGGUGUCAUACUUCAGGAAAUAUGUUUUAAAAAAACCCAGAACCAAAAACAUAACCUUCUGCUACUAAGUAUGCUAACUGACUUAUUUCAUAAGGGUUUUUUGUUGUCUUUAAAAAAAAAACUCUUUUUAUGUAGCAGGCUCCAUGGUUGCAAAAUAUUUUAAGAUCCCACAUACAUAAAUUUUUACUCCAAAAGGAUUGAGAUUGGCUUUUUUUUUUUUUUCUGGGUGGUUGGGUUUUUUCAAUAAUUUAUUGUAAAUUACAUCUUUAUCAUUCUGGAGAAAUUGAUCAGCUGAUGUAAUUGCCUAAUACCAUGUUAGAGCCAAACUGCUGGGGUAAGUUGCUGUGGGUGCAGCUGCUGUUCUCCACCCUGGUCCUUCAGAGCCGUGGUACAGCAGCGUUGCCCUUUUGCUAAGAGGUUGUUACUGAGCCAGGAGACUGAGACUGACACUCUAGUUCUAUGUCCUUUUUACUUUUAUUAUGCUUCACUUAAUUUUUUUAAUAUUUAAAUGUAUGUUACUGGUAUGUACAUGUAGCCAGACACCCCCCACACACCCACCACACCCUUGCCUUUCACUUUGUAAUGUUGUUUUGGUCCAGUCAGGAGAGUAUUUUUUUAACUGUGUUAUAUAAUGUGCAUUAGUCCAGUUGUACUUCACUUAAGAGGUCAUUUUUCUAACAAUGUUACUUCAGCUAUGACAAAAAUAGCAAUUUAUGCAGCAAUUGGAUCAUUUGUGAUUUUGUGAAGAAAGCCCUUCAACACUGAGCCUGUGGAGACACUAAAUCAGAGUGAUAGUGCUUGAAUUGUGUUUUCUUGGCCAAAAGUUCACUUUUAAAGGUGCAAAAUAGCUGUGUUUUUGUUGGUUGUUUUUUAAUUAGCAAAGUGUCAUGUUAAAAAUACAGAAGUAUCCCACUUUCUAUUAAAAGCAAACGAAUAGCUGAAA
Molecule: messenger RNA, 5812 nt
Organism: Motacilla alba alba
Lineage: Eukaryota; Metazoa; Chordata; Aves; Passeriformes; Motacillidae
Gene: ANKLE2
Product: ankyrin repeat and LEM domain containing 2
Exons: 13
Coding region: 112-3042 (976 amino acids)
Biological process (GO): negative regulation of phosphorylation
Cellular component (GO): endoplasmic reticulum
Molecular function (GO): protein phosphatase 2A binding
Source: RefSeq, a predicted model, not a curated record